Molecule: messenger RNA, 3916 nt
Organism: Siniperca chuatsi (mandarin fish)
Lineage: Eukaryota; Metazoa; Chordata; Actinopteri; Centrarchiformes; Sinipercidae
Product: magnesium transporter protein 1-like
Exons: 10
Coding region: 78-1064 (328 amino acids)
Cellular component (GO): oligosaccharyltransferase complex
Source: RefSeq, a predicted model, not a curated record
UUGGCUGAGAGGUGACCAAUAGGAAGCUGACAGGAGGUUGUCGUGUGUGGUCGGUCGCUCGACGGCAGUGGUGCAGAAUGUUUGGAAAACUUUACGUUUCGCUGUUUCUGCUCUUUAUUUUCUACCAUGACCCCGCUGAAGCACAGAAGAAAAAAGAGACUCUGCUGUCAGAGAAGGUGACUCAAAUGAUGGAGUGGACCUCCAGGCGUUCAGUCAUCCGGAUGAAUGGAGAUAAGUUCCGUCGCUUUGUCAAGGCUCCUCCCAGAAACUACUCCGUGGUCAUCAUGUUUACAGCGCUGCAGCCACAGAGACAGUGUGGGGUCUGCAGACAAGCUGAUGAGGAGUUCCAGGUGCUGGCUAACUCCUGGCGUUAUUCCUCUGCCUUUACUAACAAAGUCUUCUUUGCAUCAGUCGAUUUUGACGAAGGAUCAGACGUCUUUCAGAUGCUAAAUAUGAAUUCUGCUCCGACCUUCCUCCACUUCCCAUCCAAAGGGAAACCUCGCAGGUCUGAUACCUAUGAGCUGCAGGUCAGAGGCUUUGCAGCUGAGCAGCUGGCUCGAUGGGUGGCAGACAGGACUGAUGUGCAGAUCCGUGUCAUUCGUCCUCCCAACUACGCAGGGCCUCUCCUGCUGGGCUUCCUCCUGGCUGUGAUUGGAGGACUGGCAUAUCUACGAAGGCACAAUUUGGAGUUUCUCUUUAACAAGAAUGUCUGGGCCGUCUCUGCACUGUGUUUUGUCCUGAUCAUGACCUCAGGUCAGAUGUGGAACCACAUCAGAGGACCACCUUAUGCACACAAGAACCCCAGCACCGGACAAGUUAGUUACAUCCACGGCAGCAGUCAGGCCCAGUUUGUGGCUGAGACGCACAUUGUCCUACUCUUCAAUGCUGCUGUUACCAUGGGAAUGGUGCUGCUGUGUGAGGCUGCUACCUCUGACAUGGACAUUGGAAAGAGGAAGAUUAUGUGUGUAGCAGGUAUUGGUCUGGUGAUGCUGUUCUUCAGCUGGCUGCUGUCCAUUUUCAGAGCAAAGUACCAUGGAUACCCAUACAGCUUCCUGAUGAGUUAGAGCUGACCAGCAUCUUCCAGCUUCACAGCAAGUAUGGACUUCAGGACAGGAAGUUCCCCAAAGUCCUGUCAACAAACGGGGUGCUGUCAAUGGCAACAAUGCCACAUUUCUGUUCACUAAGCCAUGGUUUGUCCAAACGUGUGUGUGUGUGUGUCAACACACAUUCAUACACACUGUGCCUUCUACAAAGACUCAGCAAGCAAUUCAUUUCCCAACAACACAGCCAUCAUCACCAGUGUGCAUUUAAACUGUCUUGUGCCAAAAUGUGUUUUCUAGAUUAGAAUUUUGAAAAACAAAAUCUGAAUUUCUUAAAUUGAUUGAUUGGUAAUAGUUUUUCAGUCCAGCUCCACUGCCAGCUGCUGGACACACACCUCAGUCUGUAGCUUUAUUUUUUAAACUGUUGGAACCAUAAACAGGUCAUGGACUCUGUUCUGGUUGUUUCUGUGUGGCUGAACUUAAACCAGGUUAUGAUAUUUAUGGAGUAGCAAAGUGGGAGCAGUUAUUUCAGGCAUCCAGGGUUUCUGGAAAUCAUUUUGGUUACAGGUUAUACAGGUCCUGUAAUAUCCCAAUAAUGUCCGAGGAAGUUUUCUGGACAGAACAGUACAUUUUGGUCCUAAAUGCAGAGAAAAUGGACACAGUGUUCUGUGAUAGUACAUAUACUAAGUACCCACUCAUUUAUUCAACCCAACCAACCAAAUUUGGUUCGUGGCCAUUUUAUUAACACAGUAAUUCAGGAAAAUUAAACAUAAUGAAACAAAACUGUACCAGAGAAGGUGUUAAAUCUAACUGAAACGACAUCUUGUGUUUUUUUUGUCUGCUACAGCAUACAUAUCUGCUUUGUAAGCCACGUGCCCUGUGUUCUCUGGGGGAAAAAAAGAGAAAUUUACAUUUAAUAUAUAUUUUUUGGUUUCAUGAAGCCGUCCCCAUCUUUCAUUCAUUUGUCGGAAUAGUGUUAGUUCUGCUUGUAUCUAGAUGGAGAACUUGUUUCCAUGAAGCCAAUCAAAUGGAUUCAUUUUGGCUCCAUAUUUUUUCUUAAGCAGUAACGUCAUUGUUGUAUUAUAGGAAGCCGGUCAAACUGAGCCAGACAGCAGCCUGCUACACAACACAAGAACCAUAGACUUUGAACAACAACCCACAUUGUUUGUCCUGCUAAAGUGUUAAACAGCAUGUAAACGUACCUGCAAAUAUCACUUCUGUCAGUUUAGAGGCUGCUGUGGUCCUUACUCUUCAGUCUCACUAACACCACGCUGUCGGCUCAUGGCUUAUAAGCUACAAGUUGGUUUCCUUUGUCUCUUUUUCGCCUGCUGGGGCUCAGCCUGCCGGCUGCUGUCGAUCAAACACAGAGACGACCCUCCAGCCACAGAGAGAAAAAUAUUUCCCUUUUUUCUUCCUUUUAAUAAUGAAACUAUUAACAAUACGUUUAAAAAUCCCUUUGACAUUAUUUGGGAAGACUAAAUGUGAUUUGAGUUGGACUUUAAAGGAAAAUUCUGGUCCCCUCUACAACACAGGGCCUCAAGGUCUGGUAUUUACGUAGGACCCAAUUGAAGGCCCUUAACAUGGUACAUACUCCCAAACAAAUGUUCUGUUAAAGCAGCACAAACCAGUGGAGACACAGUAAGCCUGGGGCUGUUGGUGGCCCUGGAGUUCUGGGUCCCCGUGGCUACUUUGCCUGGCUGGUAAUCCAGCACCAAUAAAGAGUUCAGGGUUCUACAGUUGGUAUUUGCGCUCCUAGUUAGCAUCUUCCAAGUAGCAAUGGCCACUAAGGCUCAUGGGUACUGUAGUAUUUAGACCUAUUUACCAAAUCAAAAGUAUGUAAAACAUGAUUUCACAGAAACAAGUAGAAAUACUUGUAACCAAUAGUAUAACAUAGCCCUAUAAAUGCUGUCAUUAUAUUAAGUAGUCAUUUGUGUCUGCUGAUGAACACUGAGGUUAUCAUUUAAAGACCAGCUUUCACAGCGCAAAAUCCUGGCAGGACCUGCAGCUUCGCCCACUCUGCUACUCUACUAGCUCCGUGCCUUAACUGCUGAGCCACUGGGGUGUGAGAUGACAUGUAUGCUUAGGAACUAAAUAUAUAGGGUGAUUUUAAUAAAUCUGAAGGCAGUUCAGUCACUCAUCACUACUCCCUCAGUGAUGUCAGUGUAGGGUGGAACGGAGUAGCACGUUACAGCAUUCAAAUGAACGGCUCCUACGUGGUGGACGCAGAAGUCCUGAGAGGACAUCAAAUCAGAGUGCAGCCUCACACUCAGGGUUUGCUACAAACCUAUAAUAGUAUAAAGUACUAGUAGAUGGAAGUUUAAGAAAGUUUAGUUUUCAGUAGUGGGGACGGUAUCACCAUACCUCCCUCCACCAUUCUUUUUCAAAUUGCCAAAUGAGAAAUAGAAAAAAAAAGUUAAAUGAAGAAUGAAAAAGUGGUUUGUUUGGUUGGUUUUCAUCAAAUCACCUCUACUACUAAUUAAGUCGUGUUUGGAUUUAUCAGGUCACUUGACAGUGAAUCAUUUUUCACAUGGGUUUAAUGUACCUUUGAAUGUAAUAGGUCUAAAAUGAGCUGCUGUUGUGUUCAAAUGUAAUAGGAGCAGAUGGCAAGUUAACUACUCACACUAACGGUGAUUGACUGUAACUGUAAUGAUUUCUGUCCCUUAUUAAGAAGUAAGAAUGGCCUUAACCCCAGAGCAAGAUGAGACUCUGGAGUGUGUAUACAUCAUGAGAAGUAUUCAUUCAUGAGAAUACAUUUUUUUCUGUUGUGUAAAACCAAGUGCUUUAAAUGUUUUGUGGUUGCCUUAUCAGGUUGUACCAGGAGAGAAUAUUUGAUCUGAAGAUUAUUUCUGAUAUUAAAGUGCCUUAGCCGCCUUUCA